UAUAUAGUUUACUUCACUGAUUAAUUUGUGGGCAAAUUAAGGGAGGGCCAAGAGAACACCAUAGGAAAAGAAAAAAAUGGGUGAAGUUGUUGAUGCAAACUCUACUCCCGUGACACCAAGGCCUAAUGUAAACUCUACUCCUGUAACACCAAGGCCAGCCUCAGUGUCACCAACGCCACCGAUAUCGGCUCCUCCGUCGCAAUUUCAUUCGCCGUCGUUGUCUAGAUCACCUUUGCUCACACCUGAUCAUAUUGUUCCAAGCAAAACUCCAAGGAACUCAACCCCAAGAAAUGCAACCCCAAGACUUAGAACUCCUCGCUUUAUGACCCCUUUAGGUAGUCCUCUUAGAAGGGCUCUCCAACUCACAAAACUUGACCCUCAAGAUGCUUGGCUUCCAAUUACUGAGUCCCGAAAUGGAAACGCAUGGUAUGCAGCGUUUCAUUGCCUUUGCUCUGGCAUUGGUUUUCAAGCACUCGUGCUCCCUGUUUCCUUCACUGUCCUUGGUUGGGCAUGGGGCAUCAUAGCCUUGACAGUUGCAUUCGCAUGGCAGCUUUACACUUUUUAUUUACUUGUGCAACUACAUGAAAACACCGAGACUGGCAUUCGUUACAGCAGAUAUCUUCAAAUUAUGAGUGCAAAUUUCGGUGAGAAGAAAGCAAAGUGGCUAGGCCUAUUUCCAAUCUUGUACCUAUCAAUAGGUACAUGUGUGGCUCUAAACAUAAUCGGAGGAUCAACAUCAAAAUUAUUUUUCCAGACUGUAUGCGGUCAAUCAUGCACAGUCAAAACAUUAACACCAGUAGAAUGGUACUUGGUGUUUGCGAGCGCUGCAGUUCUUCUGUCUCAGCUACCAAACUUGAACUCAAUUGCUGGUGUAUCACUUAUUGGAUCCAUCACUGCUGUCGUGUAUUGCACAAUUAUGUGGAUGGUUUCUGUUAACAAGGAUAGGUUGCCUGGCAUAACUUACAAGCCAGUUCGUGGACCAAAGGAGGUUGACAGGCUCUUUGAAGUUCUUAAUUCACUCGGGAUCAUUGCUUUUGCAUUUAGAGGUCACAAUCUCGUACUUGAGAUCCAGGCUACUAUGCCCUCGAGUGAGAAGCAUCCCUCCCGUGUGCCGAUGUGGAAGGGUGCCAAGGCUGCUUAUGCAGUUAUUGCAGCAUGUUUAUUCCCCCUUGCAAUUGGAGGCUUUUGGGCUUACGGCCAAAGGAUACCAAAAAAUGGUGGCUUGCAAUCAGCCUUCUACGCGUACCGAAGGAAUGACACCUCGGAAUUUAUCAUGGGACUUGUUAGUUUACUUAUCAUAAUAAAUGCUCUCAGCUCAUUCCAGAUCUAUGCCAUGCCAAUGUUUGAUGAGUUGGAGUCGAUUUUCACCAAGAGGAUGAAGAAGCCAUGCCAAUGGUGGCUCCGAAUAAUCCUGAGGGCAUUUUUCGGAUACGGGGUCUUCUUUUUGGCCGUCGCAAUCCCGUCUAUCGGGAGUGUGGGUGGUCUGGUCGGAGGAAUAUCAUUGCCGGUCACAUUGGCUUACCCUUGCUUCAUGUGGCUUAGGAUGAAGAAGCCAAAGAAGUAUGGCAAGAUGUGGUACCUUAAUUGGAGCCUGGGAAUCACUGGUUUGAUUCUGAGCGUGUCUUUUAUGGCUGCCGGAGUAUAUGUUAUAAAAGAGAAUGACAGUAAAUUUGAGUGGUUCAAGCCCAAGUAAUAGAAUGAAUAUGUGAUGUGAGAAAGGAGGAAGCUAGAUUUAUAAUUAUUUUUUUUGCUAUUAAAUAUGUGAUUGUGAGAUUUAUUUGCAGAAAAGCAAAUAAAUAGAAAAAAUAUAUAUAUAUUUCCUUAAUUCCUUGUAUCAUAACUGUUCUGUAAUACACGAUUCAUUUCUCUUCC
Populus trichocarpa (black cottonwood) is the source of this 1872-nucleotide messenger RNA. Its product is annotated as lysine histidine transporter-like 8. The transcript has 5 exons. NCBI's taxonomy places the organism in Eukaryota, Viridiplantae, Streptophyta, Magnoliopsida, Malpighiales, Salicaceae. The record is from RefSeq and is a predicted model, not a curated record. Gene Ontology annotation, cellular component: plasma membrane. The coding region runs from base 77 to 1693 and encodes 538 amino acids.